CAGAGUUGAACAAUGACUAUAGUUGACAAAGCUUCUGAAUCUUCAGACCCCUCAACCUAUCAGAAUCAGCCUGGCAGUUCUGAGGCUGUCUCACCUGGAGACAUGGACGCAGGUUCUGCAAGCUGGGGUGCUGUGUCUUCCUUAAAUGAUGUUUCAAAUCACACACUUUCUUUAGGACCAGUACCUGGUGCUGUAGUUUAUUCAAGUUCAUCUGUACCCGAUAAAUCAAAGCCAUCACCACAAAAGGAUCAAGCUCUAGGUGAUGGCAUUGCUCCUCCACAAAAAGUUCUUUUCCCAUCUGAGAAGAUUUGUCUUAAAUGGCAGCAAACUCAUAGAGUUGGAGCUGGGCUCCAGAAUUUGGGCAAUACCUGUUUUGCCAAUGCAGCAUUGCAGUGUUUAACUUACACACCGCCUCUUGCCAAUUACAUGCUAUCACAUGAACACUCCAAGACAUGUCAUGCAGAAGGAUUUUGUAUGAUGUGUACAAUGCAAGCACAUAUUACCCAGGCACUCAGUAACCCUGGGGAUGUUAUUAAACCGAUGUUUGUCAUUAAUGAGAUGCGACGUAUAGCGAGGCACUUCCGCUUUGGAAACCAAGAAGAUGCCCACGAAUUCCUUCAGUACACUGUUGAUGCUAUGCAAAAAGCAUGCCUGAAUGGCAGCAAUAAAUUAGACAGACACACCCAGGCUACCACACUUGUUUGUCAGAUAUUUGGAGGCUACCUAAGAUCAAGAGUUAAAUGUUUAAAUUGCAAGGGCGUUUCAGAUACUUUUGAUCCAUAUCUUGAUAUAACGUUGGAGAUAAAGGCUGCUCAGAGUGUGAACAAGGCAUUGGAGCAAUUUGUGAAGCCGGAACAGCUUGAUGGAGAAAACUCCUACAAAUGUAGCAAGUGUAAAAAGAUGGUUCCAGCUUCAAAGAGGUUCACUAUACAUAGAUCCUCUAAUGUUCUUACACUUUCUCUCAAACGUUUUGCAAAUUUUACUGGUGGAAAAAUUGCUAAGGAUGUGAAAUAUCCCGAGUAUCUUGAUAUUCGACCAUACAUGUCUCAACCAAAUGGGGAACCAAUUAUUUAUGUUUUGUAUGCAGUACUAGUACACACCGGGUUUAAUUGCCAUGCUGGCCAUUACUUCUGCUACAUAAAAGCUAGCAAUGGCCUCUGGUAUCAAAUGAAUGACUCCAUCGUGUCGACCAGUGAUAUUAGAUCGGUACUCAGUCAACAAGCUUAUGUUCUCUUUUAUAUCAGGUCCCACGAUGUGAAAAAUGGAGGUGAACUUACUCAUUCCACCCACAGCCCUGGCCAAUCUUCUCCCCGACCAGUAAUCAGUCAGCGAGUUGUCAACAACAAACAGGCCACAUCAGGGUUUAUUGGACCACAGCUUCCUUCUCACAUGAUAAAGAACCCACCUCACUUAAAUGGAACCGGACCAUUAAAAGAAACACCGAGCAGUUCCAUCUCUAGUCCUAAUGGGAAUUCUAGUGUCAACAGGGCUGGUCCUGUUAAUGCUUCCACCUCUGUUCAGAACUGGUCAGUUAAUAGGUCCUCAGUUAUUCCAGAACAUCCUAAGAAACAAAAAAUCACCAUCAGUAUUCACAACAAGUUACCUGUUCGCCAAGGUCAGUCGCAGCCUAACCUUCAUAGCAAUUCUUUGGAGAACCCCAACAAGCCUGUUCCCUCUUCUACCAUUACCAAUUCCUCUGCAACGCAGUCUACCUCGAGCACAUCCAUGGCGUCAGUUUCUAGCAAAGCAACAAAGCAAAUUCCCCUGAGUGAGUCCUGUUCCAAGCCGGUGGUGAAUGGCAAGUCUAAGCUGAACUCUAGCGUCCUGGUCCCUUAUGGUGCCGAGUCAUCUGAAGAGUCUGAUGAAGAGGCAAAGGGCCUCAGCAGGGAGAAUGGGCUGGGUACGACGGAGAGCAGGCGCUCCUCUGCUCAGGGUGCUGAAGGUGAAGAGGCCUCUCAGCACGAGUUUCGAGAACCUGUGACUCUAAAUGGUGCUAAUAGUACAGACAGUGACCUGCAGGAAAACGGUCUGCCGUUCGAUGGUGCCAGCUGCCACAUCCAGCCUGCUCUACACUCAGAAAAUCCCUUUUCUAAGGCAAAUGGUUUGCCAGGAAAGUUGAUGCCUGCUCCUUUGCCACCUCUCCCAGAAGACAAAAUCUUAGAGACCUUUAAACUUAACAACAAAGCAAAAUGCUCAACAGACGACAAAAGUACAACGGGAACAGAGGAAAAUCCUACAGGGGAGCCUGAUGCAGAACUGGAGGCUGGCAGCCCCACUCCCGAGUCUCAUGAGAAACUGGAGACAAGUCUCAGCAGCAAAGGAAAGAAGACUUUGCUGCCCUCCGACCCCAGCAGUAAAUCUACCAAAGAAGAAGUCUCUGAAAACAUUUCAGCAAAACCUGAUGAGUCUUUGCCUAGUAUCAACAGUCCUUGUAAUAUGGACAAGAACACUGCUGGGGAUGAUCCACUUUCUAAACUAUGUGAUCCCGGGAAUUUGACAAAUGACCAGAGCAAGCCCUCCGAGGAUGUGAAAGGGACAUUAACGGGGAGUCCGCAGGACUUCUUGGCAUCAGUGGAAACAGCAGGGAGGUUGAGCCCAGCUCCCUCAGCACAUUCAACGGGAGACUGUGAUCACGAACUCUCAGUUUACAUCAGUCGAGACAAAUGCACAGACACAGAGGGCCCUUCGCAAAGCACAGGCGUGUCCACAGAGGAGCUGCCUGCGCCUCAACUAGAUAGUGUUACAGAAAACCAUUCAGAAGGGGGCCCAGAACAAAGUAAUGGGGAGAGAUGUGAAGAAAAUAAGGUAGGACAAAAGGUUCAGGAUCAUUCUCCAGUUAAGGAAAAGAUCAGUGUCCUUAGAAAAGUGGAUCGCGGACAUUAUCGUAACCGAAGAGACCGUUCCUCCAGUGGAGAGCGCGCGAGGGAAAGUCGGAGCAAAACAGAGGACCAUUAUCACAAAAAGCGGCACCCCUACAUCAGAGAGCGGGCCAGGCAGGACCGCUACAGGGUGGAGCACUGCAACGGGGGCCAGCACCACCCCUGCCAUGGGGAGAGGGCCAGCCCUGGCGAGCGCCGCUCCCUGGGCAGGUCCAGCCACCACCACUCCCACUCCCGAAAUCGAUGCGGUUCAGACCAGGAGUGGAGCAGAUACCACCACGUGGAAAGUGAACACUUCUGGGGCCGGGAGAAAUACUACCCAGAUAAAAUGAGAUGGGACAAAUGCAGGUAUUACCACGACAGGUACGCACCAUACACGGCCAGGGAGGUGCGGGAGUGGAAGUCUUUCCACGGCGACCGAGAGUUUGACAAAGCAGCUCAGUACAACAACCGGCCGUACAAGGACUACUACAAAAGCAGAAAGACAUACGAGGUGGUCGCUAAGGAGAAGGAGCGGCACCACUUCAGCAGCCCCCGGGCAGGCCUGCCUCAUGCCCCUCCCUACCCAGACAAGUACUCCCGUGAGAAAAAUGUACUUGUAGCUGGAGACAACUGCGACCUCUCUGAUCGCAUUCACGAACCUGAAGGUGUGAAGUCACGAAAACGGAGAUACGACAGUAUAGAAAAUAAUGGCAGUCAUGUAGAAAAGAAAAUCUGGAGAAGCUUACAAAAGGGCCCCUUAGAAGAGCCGAAAGUGAAGAAGCACAAAAAGUCAAAGAAGAAAAAGAAAUCCAAAGACAAACACCGAGCUCGAGAUUCCAGGCAUCAGCAGGAUUCAGACAUUUCAGUAGCGUACUCUGAUGCUGACCUCCACAGACACAAAAAAAAGAAGAAGAAAAAGAAGAGACACUCAAGGAAAUCAGAGGACUUUGUUAAAGAUUCAGAACUGCACUUAACCAAGGCCGCUAGCUCUGAGACUGUUGACCGUUUCCGGAGAGCUGACGGUGGCUUUCCCCUCACCGAUGGCCUGCCUCUGGAAGGUGUUGGGCCUUUCCGUGAUAAAACAAAACAUUUAAGGAUGGAAAGCAGGGAUGACAGGUGUCAUCUGUUUGAAUGUGGCCAGGGUGACUGAAAACUUGGCCUCAAAACAAAAAAUUCACUAGUUACGAUUCAACGUGUUCAACAGAAGCCAUCCCCAACCCAGCUUAAAUUAUAAAUAUAGAAAAUAACUUUGUUCAAAUCUGCGUGGUGCUUCUUUAGUAAAUACUGUACAGAUUUUACCAUGGAGAACUUUUUUUUUAGUUUUUACCUUUUCUUAAUUGCCCUUCUUCCAAAUGGAUGAACACUUUCUACAACUGCUGACCAUUGUAAAAUACCGUGUAUAUAAAUCACAUUGAAAAUAACGCCCUGGACUAGAACAUCUCAAAUGCUGCUUAAUCACAGACUCAGGUUGAUCACUCGUAUUCCAUGUAAUGCUCCUCCAAGUUAGACAUCCGGUGCAAGACCAACCGGGAAACCAUGGAAUUAUUAAAAGUACAAACUGACAGUGUGUAUAUUUAAUUUAAAGACUUAUUUAAAGAUUCACAAGCUCUCAACUAGACUUGAGAGCAGUCUGUUUUCUGUAAUGUCUGAUACUAGAAACUAAUUUGCUUCAUAUUUUAGUUGUAUUCAAGAUUUGAAGAUGUAUUUUAUAGACAAGUUCUGUUUUUGAACUUUGUGGAACUAUUCCAAUCAAUUUACCAGUUAUGAUGAGUAUUUACAUUAUGAAUGUAUAAUCCAAACAUUAUUUGUAAAGCCUACAGUAUGUUUUUAUUACAUAACACUUUUUUAUACAGUGUCUCUUGUCUUGACUAUGAUAUUGGAGUCUGAGUUGUCAGCUUGGUCCCUUAAAGUUUCUAGUUACAGACAAAAUCAUACUGUGAUUUUAUUUUUAAUAUGGAUAUGCUAUCAAACUGUGAUACACUUAUAAUUCACUGGUCCUGCAUCAGGAGAUGGAGUGGGGAAAACUGUAUUUAAUACAGUUUGUAUCUGAAUAAUCUGUAUGGUUUAUACAGUUUGUGUUGUUCAGAGAUGUCUAAAGUUUGAUCUUUGUUUUUUUAAAGAUUAAAAAAGCACUUGCCCCACUGUAAAUAUACAGCAUGU
Messenger RNA from Condylura cristata (star-nosed mole), 5021 nucleotides. It is a transcript of the gene USP42, whose product is annotated as ubiquitin specific peptidase 42. Lineage: Eukaryota; Metazoa; Chordata; Mammalia; Eulipotyphla; Talpidae. The transcript is spliced from 17 exons. Gene Ontology annotation, cellular component: nucleus; cytosol. Gene Ontology annotation, molecular function: cysteine-type endopeptidase activity; cysteine-type deubiquitinase activity. The record is from RefSeq and is a predicted model, not a curated record. The coding region runs from base 13 to 4011 and encodes 1332 amino acids. Gene Ontology annotation, biological process: protein deubiquitination; regulation of apoptotic process.